Molecule: messenger RNA, 1310 nt
Organism: Ipomoea nil (Japanese morning glory)
Lineage: Eukaryota; Viridiplantae; Streptophyta; Magnoliopsida; Solanales; Convolvulaceae
Product: cysteine protease XCP1-like
Exons: 4
Coding region: 39-1115 (358 amino acids)
Cellular component (GO): lysosome
Molecular function (GO): cysteine-type endopeptidase activity
Source: RefSeq, a predicted model, not a curated record
AUUAACCAUUCAAUUCUCUUCUCUUACACAAUCAAAUAAUGGCUUUCUGCUACUCAAACUUCUCCCUUCUGGCAUUGCUUUCCCUCUCCCUCUUUGCUGCUUCAACUUUUGCCAAUGAGUUCUCCAUUGUAGGCUACAAGCCUGAUGACUUAACCUGCAUUGACAAGCUCAUCAACCUCUUCGAAUCCUGGGUCGAAAGGCACGGGAAAAUAUACGAGAGCAUCGAAGAGAAGCUGCACAGGUUCGAGAUUUUUAAGGAAAACUUGGAGCACAUCAAUGAGAGGAACAAGAACGUUAAGAACUACUGGCUUGGUCUCAACGAGUUUGCGGAUUUGAGCCAUGAAGAGUUCAAGCAAAAGUAUUUGGGAUUGAAUAAGGCUAGUGGUGAGAAGAGAGAUAAGUCCAGUAGUACUGAUGAAGAAGAAUUCACUUACAGAGAUUUCGUUGAGCUUCCAAAAUCUGUUGACUGGAGGAAGAAAGGAGCUGUCACUCCUGUCAAGAACCAAGGUUCAUGCGGGAGUUGCUGGGCGUUUUCAACGGUAGCAGCAGUGGAGGGCAUAAACCAGAUAGUGACGGGGAACUUAACGUCUUUGUCUGAGCAAGAGUUAAUCGACUGUGACACAACCUUCAACAAUGGGUGCAAUGGAGGUCUUAUGGAUUACGCCUUUCAGUUCAUCAUCUCCAAUGGUGGACUUCACAAGGAGGAUGACUAUCCUUAUUUAAUGGAGGAAGGCACCUGCGACGAAAAGAGGGGUGAAUCAGAGAGUGUGACCAUUGAUGGCUAUCGCGACGUGCCCAAAAACGACGAGCAGUCGCUCCUGAAAGCACUGGCAAACCAGCCUCUCAGUGUAGCCAUUGAGGCAUCGGGUCGCGAUUUCCAAUUUUACAGUGGGGGUGUGUUUGAUGGGCAUUGUGGAACUGAGCUUGAUCAUGGAGUUGCAGCAGUGGGGUAUGGAUCUACAAAGGGAAUGGAUUAUAUCAUUGUGAAGAAUUCAUGGGGACCAAAAUGGGGAGAAAAGGGAUUCAUCAGGAUGAAGAGAAACACUGGCAAAUCUGAAGGCAUUUGUGGCAUUUAUAAAAUGGCUUCCUAUCCUACCAAGAACAAGAAGAAAUGAUCUUGUGGCCCACAUGCCUAGCCUGUUUUCUGUUUUCUGUUUUCUGUUUUCAGUACUACUUCACAUUUGUUUCUUAAACAUACAUUUGCUGCUAUAAGUUUCAUUUAUUAAUAUAAUAUCCUAUAUAUGUACUCAUGCAUAACAUUGGAUUGGAUUAUAAACCAAUUAAUCACUCUUUUGUUGUUUCAUGAAAUA